Messenger RNA from Caenorhabditis elegans, 1797 nucleotides. The record is from the annotation of a RefSeq genome assembly. NCBI's taxonomy places the organism in Eukaryota, Metazoa, Nematoda, Chromadorea, Rhabditida, Rhabditidae.
AUGAGCAUCUCAGACUUUGAAAAACAGUGGAAAGACUUUGAAAAAGAGCGGAAAGAGAGAGACAAAGCUUUGUACAAAGCAGAAAUUGAUUAUAAGUCUCUGAAAAUUCGGGAAGGUCAAUCCUUGUCCGAUUAUUUUGAUAAUAUUGAAACCGUCACAGAUGCAUACAAAAAUAGAGUUUCGGAAGAUUUAAUUUCGUUAGCUAAAACUCAAAAAUUGAUGGAAUUGAUUUCUUAUGAUUUUUGGCAUUUAGCGGAAAAUGAAAAGAAUCGUGUUCCAGUUCUUGAGCAGUUUGACGUUUUGAAAAAUUGGAUUUCUAAAAUGAUGAUAAAAUUUAAAAAAUCCAAAGAUGUUAGUGACAUUCAGAAAUUCUACAGGGUACCGUACCUACCACCUGACAUUCUACAUUAUGCACAGUUUCAGAACUUUUACGAAGACCAAAGAUGUUUUGAUUUAGACUAUAUGAUGAGAAAGGAAAAUAAUGAGAAUAAGAUCCACGUUGUCAUGUCAAACCUUCAACAGUUUUCAAACAUGAGCGAAGCUCGUGCUCAAGUAAUGGUUGAAUAUAUCACAGAGUGGUUUCAGGAUAGAGAAAAAGUGAUUGCUGAAAGAGAAACAUAUAUUUUCGAAUUAUUGAAGUCUAACAUAGAGUUGAGUAAUUCUCAUUCUGAACAAAAAGUUAUGGUUACUGAUGAGAAGUCUACAAUGUCAGAGGUUGAUACCAAACCUUUGAAAGAUCUUGAUGUCAUUAUGAAAAGGUUUAAUCUGAACUCUGUAAGUGAAGUUGAGGAAAGGAUUCAAGAAAAUUAUCGUUCAGAUGAUGCUCUUGAAAAGAUUGUUCAAAUUUAUGAAGAGUCACAGAAAGAACUACAAGAGUUACAUGCCAAAUUCAAUGCAGCACAACAUGAGCUAAAAAAUCUUGAAAUUAAAUAGCAAAUGGAACAGUAUGAUCAUAAGAAUGCAAUUGCAAAAUAUGAAAAUACACCAAAAUGUUCUGAUACAAGUGAUGUACAGUACUUCGAGAAUGUUACAGACAGUUUUGAAGUAGAAUCAAGCAUGAGUUUUUCAAAAUCUCUAAAGGAUUCAGGUAUUAAAAGUUAUGGAAUUGACAAAGAGCACACAGAAAAUGAUUUGGAAAUGGAUAAAGUGGACCAGAAAGCCAAGGAUACAUACUUGGGUCCCCCACUGAACUCCAACAUUUUGGAAAAUUUUCAAAAUUGCGAAUCUACGUCUAUUGUUACAAUUGAAUGUUCCAAAACUGAUUACGAGACUGAACAUGAGACUCAAAUUAUUGAUUCUCCAGAUGCUAUUCAAAAAGAAACCACAGCAAUUGAGUCAAUUACAAUCCAGGAGAAAUCCUGUGACAAUGAAAAUGAUAAGAUUGAGCACAUUACGCACAACUCAUUGAACAAUCAGGUACAAAAGACCGGACUACAAAAGCCGGGAGAUGUCGCCUGUGGCGGAUUUUUUGACAAGAAAAUGAAGCGUAGAGUCAAUGAGGAAAUGCGUCCACGUACAGAUCCACCAACUGACUUGUCACAACAAGCAUGCUAUGGUACAGUAUCUGAUACGUUGGAUUGGAAUAAUUGGAGUCAUGAGAAUUGGAAGGAUAUGAGUUGGCAAAGAUUCGUUCGAGAAUCACGUCCUCGCAAGGAUCCACCUUGGAGUUCGUGUCGUUCGGAAGUUGGCGUUUGUUAUGGAUGGAGAUGGGAUGUCAGUCAAGUUCCAUCUUGCUCUCAGGAUUGGAGAAGUCAUCACGUCUUGUUCACCCCUCGCCAAGCUGCAGAGGUUCAGUGA